This is a messenger RNA of Nanorana parkeri, 1387 nucleotides long. RefSeq names its product trace amine associated receptor 1 (gene TAAR1). The transcript is spliced from 2 exons. The record is from RefSeq and is a predicted model, not a curated record. Gene Ontology annotation, molecular function: trace-amine receptor activity. Bases 368 to 1387 code for a protein of 339 amino acids. Gene Ontology annotation, cellular component: membrane. Lineage: Eukaryota; Metazoa; Chordata; Amphibia; Anura; Dicroglossidae. Gene Ontology annotation, biological process: adenylate cyclase-activating adrenergic receptor signaling pathway.
UAUAACAGAAUCUCCCUGUGACCCUGCCAGUUGUGUAGUGAAAGAAUAGCAUAAUGAUUAUGUUUGUUCUGUCACACUGCCAGAGUAGAGAUUUAUACUCUGCUUAUCAGACCUUACACGUUUUAUGUGCACGUCAUCAUCAGCUAAUAUCAUGAGAAUCCUAGUAGCACAAGAAGUCAAAGAUCAGGAUCAGAUGAAGAUUCAGUUUCCUUGGAUUACCUGAUGCUCUAUGGGCAUAAAUUAAUGCGCAACAUUUAGGAUGAACUUCAUGUUUAUAAGUUCUAUCCAUUUGCAAAAAUACGCGUGGGACAAAGACAUCUGUAUUUGUGGAACCCAUGCAUCAAUGUGAACAUUUUCAAGAGCUACAAUGCAGUUACAAUACUGUUUUGAAACAAUCAAUAAAUCAUGUGAAAAGCACUGCUGGCCCAACAGCGUAAAGAUUCCCAUGUAUGUUUUUAUGGUAAGCACUAUUUUGGCAACUAUGGCCGGAAACCUUGCUGUUAUCAUUUCCAUUGCUCAUUUUAAGCAGCUCCAUACUCCAACAAACUAUUUAAUCCUCUCCAUGGCUACUGUGGACUUUCUAUUAGGAUGCCUUGUUAUGCCAUACAGUAUGGUCAGAUCCGUGGAGAAUUGCUGGUAUUUUGGGGACAUUUUCUGUAAAAUACAUACAGGAAUGGACAUAAUGCUCAGUACAGCAUCAAUAUUCCACCUCUCCUUUAUAUCUGUGGACAGGUAUUAUGCAGUAUGUCAUCCACUGCAAUAUAAGACAAAAAUAAACAAAUUUACUGUACUCGUCAUGAUUUUAACCAGCUGGGUUAUCCCUGCUAUUUUUGCUUUUGGCAUGAUCUUCCUUGACUUGAAUAUAAAGGGUUCAGAAAUGUUUUUCUAUGAUGAAGUCUACUGUAUUGGCGGUUGCUUUGUAUUUUUUAGUGAAACAUCAGGGGUUAUUGCAUCUAUGCUUUCAUUUUUUAUUCCUGGAUUUGUUAUGAUUUGCAUAUAUGGAAAGAUAUACAUAAUUGCCAGAAGACAAGCAAGAUUAAUAAAAGAUGCCACCAGUCAAAUCCAAUUCCAGGCAAGUUUUGUAGCAAACCAAUAUAUAUCACGAUGCAGCGAAAGAAAAGCAGCCAAAACCCUGGGUACAAUAAUGGGGGUGUUCUUAAUUUGUUGGUCGCCUUUCUUUUUUAGCACAGCUAUUGGGCCAUUUACAAACCAUAUCAUCCCCUCUAUUGUCAUUGAUGCGUUUGUAUGGGUUGGAUAUUUAAAUUCAACUUUUAACCCCAUGGUCUAUGCCUUCUUCUAUAUGUGGUUCCGAAGAGCACUGAAAAUGAUUCUCUUUGGAAAAGUUUUUCAAACUGAUUCUUCAAGAACUGUUUUGUAUCUGGAAUGA